AUGGGAUCUGUUGAUGCAUCUGGUAUGGUUCAAAGUGCACAAAUGCUAUUUGAAUUGCUUGAUAACAAAAUUGAUGAGAUUGGUGAGGAUUAUGUCAUUCAAGUUGUGACUGACAAUGUUGCAAACUAUAAGUUGGCUGGUAAAAUGCUUAUGGAAAAGAGAAGAAAGCUAUACUGGACUUCUUGUACAGCUCAUUGUUUAGACCUGAUGUUGGAGGAUAUAGGUGGUCUGAAAGACUUUAAGAAUGUGAUAGCUACUAGAUUUGCAACUCGCUUGUUUGACAUGUCGAGCUUAGUUAGGCAUAAGGAUGCAUUGAAGCAUUUGUUUAUUUCUGAUGAGUGGAAGGGUUCUAAUUUGUCAAAGACAGAGGCUGGAAAGAAAGUGGAAGAAACGGUGUUUGCUGUACCAUUUUGGAACACUGUGGAGGAUUUUAUUAGAGCAUCGAAGCCACUUAUUGUUGUUUUGAGGAUUGUUGAUGGUGAUGAGAGGCCUGCAAUGCCUGAAGUUUAUGUUGCUAUGGAAGAGGCAAAAAAGAAAAUACGUGAACAUUUAGCACAUAAAGAACGGUUGUGGAAGAAAAUUAUAAGUAUCAUUGACAGGCGUUGGGAGUGUCAGAUGGAGCGUCCAUUGUAUGGAGCCGCACUAUUUCUUAAUCCCGGAAAAUUUUUCAUGUUCAAGGAAAAUGAAAAUGGCGAACUGAUUGCCAAUCUACACAUCUCAUUGGUUGAUGUCAUGACCAGAUUGGUAGUUGACCCUGCUAUACAAGACAAGAUAACUUUGCAAAUUGAUGAUUAUAGAUAUUCAAAGGGUUGUUUCGGGAGGGAUAUGGCGAUUAGACAACGGACAACCAUAAAUCCUAGUAAGUAA
Telopea speciosissima is the source of this 867-nucleotide messenger RNA. RefSeq lists its product as uncharacterized. The transcript is spliced from 2 exons. Lineage: Eukaryota; Viridiplantae; Streptophyta; Magnoliopsida; Proteales; Proteaceae. Bases 1 to 867 code for a protein of 288 amino acids. The record is from RefSeq and is a predicted model, not a curated record.